AUCAAGGGAUCAAGGUCACAUUUGUUAGCACUGAGUUCAUAAUUGCAAGAUUAACAACUACAAUGCCAGUGAAUAGCCUGAUAAGGCUAGUCUCACUCCCAGAUGGUCUAGAACUUGGGGAUGAUCGAACUGAUGCUCUUAAACUGAUAAAUAUUUUUCAAGAAGUUAUGCUGGGUCAUUUCAAGGACUUGAUUGAGAAAAGUAAUGAAUCUUAUGAUGAUCAAAUUAGUUGUGUCAUUUCAGGGAUAUCGGUUGUGUGGGCAUUUGAAGACUGAAGUUGCUGAGAAGAUGGGAAUUAAAAGUGUUGCAUUUUGGCCUGCUGGACUAGCAACCUUGGCCCUUACACUCCAGAUCCCAAAGCUUAUUGAGGAUGGAAUUAUAGACACUCAAGAUUUUGGAAUUUUGAAUUUGUCAUGGGUAGCCAACCACAUGUGCUAGUCAUACCAUUUCCAGCACAGGGCCAUGUUGCCCCACUUAUGAAGUUGUCACACCAGAUUGUUGAUCAUGGGAUCAAGGUCACAUUUGUUACCACUGAGUUCAUAAAUGCAAGAUUAACAACUAAAAUGCCAGCGAAUAGCCCGAUAAGGCUAGUUUCACUCCCGGAUGGUCUAGAACCCGGGGAUGAUCAAAUUGAUACUCUUAAACUGAUAAAUAGUUUUCAAGAAACUAAGUCAGAUCAUUUCAAGGACUUGAUUGAGAAAAUUAACGAAUCUACUGAUGAUCGGAUCAUUUAUGUCAUUGCUGAUGUAACAGUUGCGUGGGCAUUUGAUGUUGCUGAGAAGAUGGGAAUUCAAAGUGUUGCAUUUUGGCCUGCUGGACCAGCAAACUUGGCCCUUAUAUUCCAUAUCCCAAAGCUUAUUGAGGAUGGAAUUAUAGAUACUCAAGGAACUCCAAUAAAAAAUGACUUGAUUUGGCUGUCAAAGGAAAUCCCUGCAUGGAAAAGCUCAGAGUUUCCAUGGAGCUUCCCAGGAGAAUCAUGGAUGCAAAAUAUUUUUUUUCAAUAUGUUUUCAAGAUGAACCAUUGUGUCAAACUAUGCAAAUGGCUUCUUUGCAACUCAUUCUAUGAACUUGACUUGUUGGCCUUAAAUUUAAUUCCUGGGAUCAUACCUAUUGGUCCAUUACUUUCGGGCAAUCAAUUGGAAAAUCAUAUUGGAAGCUUUUGGCCGGAGGAUUCAACUUGCCUAAGUUGGCUUGACAAACAACCUGUGGGUUCAGUUAUUUAUGCUUCCUUUGGCAGCACCUCAACCUUCAACCAACAACAAUUUGAUGAACUAGCACUUGGACUUGAACUCAUAGGCCUACCAUUCUUGUGGGUUAUUCGGUCAGAUAUCGCCAAUGAAGCACUUUCUGAAUUCUUGGAUGGGAUUAGAUUGAGAAUAGCUGAUAGUGGAAAGAUUGUUGGUUGGGCACCUCAAGAGCAGGUGCUAGCUCACCCUUCUACUGCAUGUUUUAUAAGUCAUUGUGGAUGGAAUUCAACCUUGGAGGGUAUAAACAUGGGAGUCCCAUUUCUAUGUUGGCCUUACUUUGCAGAUCAAUUCCAAAAUAAAAGUUACAUAUGUGAUUUUUGGAAGGUUGGUUUAGGGUUGAACCCAGACGAAAAUGGGAUUAUCACAAGGCGAGAAAUCAACAUAAAGAUAAAAACUUUGAUCAUUGAUGAUGGUAUAAAAACAAAUGCAUUGAAGCUGAAGGAAAUGGCUAAAAAGAGUGUUACUGAAGGUGGAUCUUCUUUUAAGAACUUUGAAAGCUUUAUUGAACAAAUAAAGCGUUAAAUUGUUUUUAGAGUGUUUCUGUUUUAUUGUUUCUAUGUCUAUUGAAGUAUGCAAUUUCAUUCAAGCUUGCUAAAAAAAUAAAGUUGCAAAAAUGGAAUCAUUAAUAGCAACUAGCCUUUGUUUUGCCAACUCAUGAAUCUCAAUUGCAUACUUGUAUCAUAUCAUAUAUUAUAUUAUAUUAUUAUGAAAUAAAAAUUGUGUUUGAAGCAUCAA
This is a messenger RNA of Quercus robur (English oak), 1982 nucleotides long. Its product is annotated as UDP-glycosyltransferase 83A1-like. Lineage: Eukaryota; Viridiplantae; Streptophyta; Magnoliopsida; Fagales; Fagaceae. Gene Ontology annotation, molecular function: UDP-glycosyltransferase activity. The record is from RefSeq and is a predicted model, not a curated record. The transcript is spliced from 3 exons. Bases 414 to 1769 code for a protein of 451 amino acids.